AUGAUUCGAAAGUAUGGAGAAGAAUUUUGGUCAAAAGUUUUAGUUCGAGCUGGAUUUGAAGCUGGAAAAGAGAAUAUUGUAAAUCAUUACUAUUCUGAUAGUGAUACCUAUCUACUAAUUGAUGCUGUCAGUGUUGUUUCCAAAAUGCCAAAAGAACAGGUAUGGGAAAUGUAUGGAGCUUUUCUCAUCGAAUAUACUAUGGAAAUUGGUUGGGAUGAUUUAAUCAGAUCUAUGAGCCCUAAUUUGAAGGGUUUUUUGGAUAACUUGGAUUCUCUUCAUUAUUUCAUUGAUCACGUAGUUUAUAAAGCAAACUUGCGAGGUCCAUCUUUUCGAUGCGAGGAAAAUAAAGAAGGAAAUAUAACUUUACAUUAUUAUACUGGAAGACCUGGAUUAUACCCUAUAGUAAAAGGAGUUAUACGAGAAGCUGCAAAACGAGUAUUCAAAAUUGAUGUUUCCUUGACAAUCACUGGAAGAACUCAGCGGUCUGUUCAGAUGGCAACUGGUGAGAGGAUAGAAGAACAUGUCGUGUUUGAGAUAAAGACUGUUAAGGGUGAUGGAGAAAAAGAUGUUGAAGCUUUUAGUUCAAAGAAGAUUGUAAUAUCCGGCUCGAAUGAUUACAAUAUACGCUUGACCAGUGAUGAUUUCAUACAAACCUUCCCAUAUCACUUUGUGAUUGAUCAAGAUUGCAAGCUGGUCCAAGUUGGAAAUGAACUAUACAAUCAUAUCCCAAAAGAUUUAUUAGCACCAGGAACUUUAUUAAUUAGAGUUUUCGAAGUCACCAGACCACAGAUUCCUUUGGAUUUUGAGACGAUUUGCAAUUUCAUUAACGCUGUUUUCGUUCUACAAGUGAAAACAACACCAAUGGAGUUUCUGAAAACUAAACGUAACAGCCAGACAGAAACAAUCGGGUCUGUAUCGGACAGCGAACACAGUACUACGAACGACAAUGUAUUAACUCAAAGUCAGCAUCUCAAACUGAAAGGACAAAUGUUUUUAAUGUCAACAGGACAGCAUAUAAUUUACUUAUGUUCUCCAUACGUUACAUCCAUUCCCGAAUUAUUACAAUUUGGAAUGCGUCUGACUGCCAUCCCUCUGCACGAUACUACUAGAGAUUUGAUUCUACUCAACCAACAGCGACUAUCUGAUGUGGAAAUGAAUAUGCAACUUGAAGCGAGUAAUGAACAGUUGGAAAUGAUGGCGAAGGAUUUGGAGGUUGAGAAAGGAAAGACUGAUGCUUUGCUUAGUGAAAUGCUUCCUCCUACUGUCGCGAAUCAGUUGAAGAGCGGACAAACUGUUGAUGCUAAAGAAUAUGCAGAAGCAACAGUUAUGUUCUCGGAUGUACCUGUAUUCCAACAAAUCGUUCCAUAUUCCCAACCAAAAGAUGUCGUUCUGUUACUCAACAACCUGUUCACACGUUUCGAUCGUUUGGUUGUUAUUCAGAACGCUUAUAAGGUUGAAACAGUUGGAGACAGUUAUAUGUCUGUAGGAGGAGUUCCUGAACAAUCUGACAGUCAUUGUGCAAUAAUUUGCCAUUUAGCAUUGGGAAUGUUAAUGGAAGCCUUAAGCGUUCAAAAUCCGAUCACAGGCGAGCCAUUGCAAAUCCGCGCCGGAAUCCAUUCAGGACCAGUUGUCGCUGGCGUUGUGGGAGCUAAAAUGCCAAGAUACUGCUUGUUCGGCGACACAGUCAAUACAGCCUCUCGAAUGGAAAGUCAUAGCCCCAUAGGAAAAAUUCAUUGUAGCGAAAAAGCUGUUGAAUGUGCAGGUCAAAGUGGAAGAUUCGAAUUUGAGCUACGUGGCAAAGUUCAAAUCAAAGGAAAAGGCGAAAUGAACACAUAUUUCCUUCAGAAAAGUUUAAAAAAGUCUAUUUGGGAAAUAAUACAAAAGAAACGAGAUGAAAAUAUAAACACCAUUGAUGGAUAUACAGAGCUACAUGAUGGUUUGACGGAAAAAAGUGAAGUCAAAUUAAUCAAAUCACGAUCAUGUUCAAUAAGCUGA
Auanema sp. JU1783 is the source of this 1995-nucleotide messenger RNA. The record is from the annotation of a GenBank genome assembly. NCBI's taxonomy places the organism in Eukaryota, Metazoa, Nematoda, Chromadorea, Rhabditida, Rhabditidae.